AUGAGGUUGCAGAAAAAACCGCAAAGUCCUGUACAGUUAUUCCAACUUAUGAAUGUAGACGUACUGAGCUUGCGCAAGCUUCGAACUUUAAUGACCACUUUGGAAAAAGGUGUCUCAAAUUCAACAUCGAAUCAGGAUAAUAGUUCUUUUCAGAAACUAUCAAAUGAAUCACCAACUGAAUUGCUUGAAGUUGGCGAUGAUAACGAUUCCGUGUCGGAGAAUUCAGUUCACAAUUUGAGUAUUUGCCUAAUGGAGUGCCUAUUCCUGGUGUUGCUCGACGCAGAACUUCUUAUUUUCCUGAACUAAACUCUACUACUAGGGCUACUUCUACUGCCACACCUAUUUCUUCUGCCGGGUUUUCACCACCUGCCGAGCCUUGCCUUCGUGCCAGGUCUAGGUCA
This is a messenger RNA of Belonocnema kinseyi, 401 nucleotides long. RefSeq lists its product as uncharacterized. The transcript is spliced from 3 exons. NCBI's taxonomy places the organism in Eukaryota, Metazoa, Arthropoda, Insecta, Hymenoptera, Cynipidae. The record is from RefSeq and is a predicted model, not a curated record. Bases 1 to 306 code for a protein of 101 amino acids.